UUCGUCAUGAUUACAGAUACUCCAAAACUCCCCGAAGAAGCUCAUCACAAAAACAAUCCGUCUAUAGACUGAAAGAAAUAGGUAACCCUAAUUGGUAUUGAUGCCACAAAAUCUAUGGAAAUCCUGCGGUUUCCUCAACCUCAAACCUUACGCCAAAAGAAGAAUUUCGGGAAACUCCACUGUCGCUAUGCGUUAAUGAAAACCGUAGCCGGUGGAUAUAGCCAUCUGUUAUGCAUUACUGAUACAAUGACGGAAAUUCGCUAUCUCGUUGAUACCGGUGCAGAUGUUAGCGUCCUUCCUCGGAAUAAUAACAGUCGUCUACAAGAGUCAGUCUUUAAUUUACAAGUGGAGAACGAAAAACCGAUCACCACGUUUACCUUAACGCGGGUCUACGCAAACCUAUGCGAUGAAUUUAUGUUGUUCCAGACAACCAAUGCCAAUCCUUGGUAUGGUUCUGCUACAGCACCAUGACCUACUCAUCAACCAAAGCAAACAGAAGCCGGUGGACGAAACAUUUAAUUUAGCCCCCAAAUGCCCUGGUACGGCCGAGAGUGGGGAGAGUCCGCUCUCCCUCCCGAAAUGCUCUCACACGGCCACGCGUAUACAGCCCCUGCCAGGGAAGUCCUACUCA
Schistosoma spindalis is the source of this 631-nucleotide messenger RNA. NCBI's taxonomy places the organism in Eukaryota, Metazoa, Platyhelminthes, Trematoda, Strigeidida, Schistosomatidae. The record is from the annotation of a GenBank genome assembly.